Messenger RNA from Sporothrix schenckii 1099-18, 3879 nucleotides. Its product is annotated as beta 1,3 exoglucanase. The record is from RefSeq and is a predicted model, not a curated record. The transcript has a single exon. Bases 1 to 3879 code for a protein of 1292 amino acids. Gene Ontology annotation, molecular function: polygalacturonase activity. Lineage: Eukaryota; Fungi; Ascomycota; Sordariomycetes; Ophiostomatales; Ophiostomataceae.
AUGCGCUACACCACCGCCUCGGUGGUGGCCUUCCUGGCGUCCGCCGCCACCACCGUCGCCCACAGCAAACCGCCCGUCGUCGUCUGGGUCACGAGCACCAUCACCACCUGCCCCACGCCCCAGCUCACGCUCGCCUGCUCGGAAGUCGAUACGGAGUCGGAGCUGCCCAGCAGCACGGCCGUGGUGUCAGCGCCGUCGUCACUGUCGUCGGCCGCAUCCUCUGCCGGCAGCGGCGGCAACGGUGGUAACGGCCACGGCCACUCCCACUCCUCCUCCUCCUCGGUUGUUGUCAUCUCGAGCUCGUCGGCCGUCUCUGUGUCCCAGUCGGCCUCGGCCUCGGUCUCGUCCUCCGCUUCGUCUGUCGUCGCCUCCGGUUCCUCUGGCGUCGCCGUCCCGUCCAGCAGCUCUGGCGCCGUGAGCUCGUCUUCGUCUUCGGGUCCCGUGUCUGCCUCCCAGUCGGCCUCGGGCUCCGCCGGCUCGUCUGCUUCUGCGUCUGCCUUCGCAUCGGUCUCUGUCGGCUCGUCGUCUGCUUCCGCUUCAGGUAGCGCCUCUGCUUCCGUCUCUGGAUCUGGCUCUGCUUCCGGCAGCGCCGCGUCUUCGUCUGCUUCCGCAUCCGGAUCGGCUUCUGCUUCUGCUUCCGUGUCAGGCUCGACUUCAGCUUCGGCUUCCGGCUCCAGUUCAGUGAUCUCCAGCAGCGGUCCGGGAAGCUCCUCUGUCUCUGCUGCGGGAAGCGCCUCGUCCUCUGUAUCUGCAUCUGGCUCUGCAUCUAGCUCUGCGUCUGCGUCUUCUUCGGUUUCCGUUUCUGGCUCGUCCUCCGCCGUCUUGGGCUCUGCUGCUUCCAGCGCUGCUUCUAGCUCUGCUUCCAGCGUCGCCUCCAGUGCCAGUGCCAGUGCCAGUGCCAGUGCCAGUGCCAGUGUCAGUGCCAGUGCCAGUGCCGGUUCGAGCUCCGGUUCUGUCUCUGCCUCUGCCUCUGCCUCUGGAUCGGCGUCUAGCUCUGCUUCUUCCAGCUCUGCCGCCUCUAGCUCUGCUGCUUCCAGCUCUUCUGCCUCUGCUUCUGCCUCCAGCUCUGCUGCUACCAGCUCUGCUUCUUCUGCCUCCUCAGCUUCACCAUCCGCCUCGUCCGCCUCCGCCUCGUCCGCCUCCGAGAGUGCGUCUUCCAGUGCGUCUGGCUCUUCCAGUGUGUCGAGUGCCAGUGGUUCUGCUUCCGGUUCAGCCUCCUCCUCGGCUUCGUCUGUGAGUGCAUCUGGCUCGUCGGUGUCGGCAUCUGAGUCGGCCUCUUCGGCCUCGUCUGCUUCGGCCUCUUCUGCCUCGGCCUCGUCCGCUUCGGUGUCGUCUCUCUCUGUCUCGUCAGCCAGCAGCUCUGCCUCUGUCUCGGCGUCGGCCUCUGCCAGCAGCUCCGCAUCCGCUUCGUCCUCGGCAUCGUCUAGUCUCAUCUCCUCGUCUGCUUCCAGCGCCGUGUCGUCGGCUUCUUCGUCGGUGUCUUCUUCGGCCUCCCUCUCGUCGUCCAUUUCCUCGUCGGUGUCCUCCUCGUCAGCCUCGUCGGUGUCCUCCUCGUCAGCCUCGUCUUCGGUCUCAUCGUCCUCCUCGUCUGCGUCGCCUUCGUCGACCUGCUCGUCGUUCUACCUGGAACACAUCAAGCACCAGGGCUUUGCCCCGUACGAGGGCAAGGACUAUGUUGUGUUCCGCAACGUCAAGGACUUUGGCGCCGUCGGUGACGGCGUGACAGACGACACCGAGGCCAUCAACAACGCCAUUGCCGCGACGUCCAAGGCGACUGUUAGCGGGCGCUGCGAGCCCGGCUCGAGCUGCCAGUCGACGACGACACAGCCGGCGCUGGUGUACUUCCCGGCCGGAACGUACCUCGUGUCGUACCCGAUUGUCGACUACUACUUUACACAGCUUGUGGGCAACCCCGACUGCCCGCCGACGAUCAAGGUGGCCAGCACGUGGGCGAGCGUGGGCGAGACGCCGUAUGCGGUGAUUGACGGCAACCCCAACGAGCGAUGGACGGCGGUCAACAUCUUCUGGCGGCAGGUGCGCAACUUUGUGAUUGACAUGACGGACGCGCCGGCGGACCUGCCGCUGGCAGGCGUGCACUGGUCGACGGGGCAGGCGACGUCGCUGCAGAACAUUGUGUUUGACAUGUCGACGGCGAGCAACACGCAGCACCAGGGCGUGUGGUCCGAGGAGGGGUCGGGCGGGUUCCUCAGCGAGCUGACGUUCAACGGUGGCCUGUACGGCCUCAACUUUGGCAACCAGCAGUACACGAUGCGCAAGCUGACGUUCAACGGCUGCCAGACGGCCGUGCGGCAGGUCUGGGACUGGUCGUGGACGUACCAGGGCCUGACGGUCAACAACUGCAAGGUCGGCCUCGACCUGUCGGCCGGCUACCCGUCCAACGUGGUGUCGGACGUCGUCAUCGUGCUCGACUCGACGUUCAACAACGUCGAGACGGCCAUCCUGUUCGCCAAGUCCAGCGGCACCAUCUCGCCGGCGGCGGCCGGCGAGCUGAUUGCCGAGAACGUCUGCUUCAACGGCGUGACCAACGCCAUCAAGCAGGCGGCGGGCCCCGUCGUGCUGUCGGGCGCGCAGCACUCGAUCGGCCUGCUGGGCUACGGCCACGGCUACGAGGGCACCAAGGCUGUGUCCAACCUGGGCAACGUGGGCUACAGCCGGCCCAAGACGCUGCUGAGCGGCUCCAACUUUUACACGUUUGACAAGCCGUCGUACGCGGGCCUGACGGCGGCCGACGUGCUGAGCGCGCGCACGCUGGGGGCGCUGGGCGACGGCUCGACGGACGACACGGUGGCGCUGCAGGCCGCCCUCGACCUGUCGGCAUCGUCGGGCAAGCUGCUGUUCCUAGACUACGGCGUCUACGUCGUGACGUCGACGCUUGUCGUGCCCGCGGGCGCCCGCGUCACGGGCGAGUCGUACCCGGUGAUCCUGUCGCACGGCGCCGCGUUUGCCGACAUCAACCACCCCGUCCCCGUCGUGCAGGUGGGUGCGGCGGUCGGCGCGGUGGGCCACGUGGAGCUCAGCGACUUUAUCGUGUCGACGCGCGGGGCGCAGGCGGGCGCCAUCCUGAUCCAGUGGAACCUGUCGGGCGCGGGCGGCGGCAAGUUUGCGACGAUGUGGGACGUGCACACGCGCGUCGGCGGCUUCACGGGCUCGGAGCUCUCGCUGGCCAACUGCCCGCUCGACAAGUCGGUCACGGUGACGAGCAGCAACCUCAACACGAACUGCAUUGCGGCGUUUAUGAGCUUCUACGUGCCGGCCGGCGUCGAGUACGUGUACCUCGAGAACAACUGGUUCUGGGUGGCGGACCACGACGCGGACGACGCGGCGCUCACGCAGAUUACCGUGUACGCGGGCCGCGGCAUCCUGCUCGAGGGCGCCAACCUGCUGCUCUGGGGCGUCGCCGCCGAGCACCACACGCAGUACCAGUUCCACGUGCACAACGGCAACAACAUUGUCAUGGGCCUCAUCCAGUCCGAGACGGCCUACUACCAGCCCAACCCGGGCGCGCUGCUGCCGUACGCGACCAACGCGGCGUACGGCGACCCCAAGCUGACGGCCAAGCAGUCCGGCUGGGGCGCCGUGUACUCGGGCACGACGGCCAACACGCUCGUCUACGGCGCCGGCCACUACUCCUUCUUCAUCAACAACGACCAGUCCGGCUGCGAGCCCUACGGCUGCCAGACCACGCCCCUCGUCAGCAUCCAGGACACGGCCAAGGUCACCAUCUUUGGCCUCGUCACCACGGGCGUCACGUACAUGGUCGACUACCUGGGCACGCCGGUGGCCGACGCGUCGGCAUCGGCCAACUAUGGCAACUUUAUGGGCGUCGUGGGCGUGUUUUCGAGUGCCUUUUCGGCGUGA